This is a messenger RNA of Hydractinia symbiolongicarpus, 1685 nucleotides long. Its product is annotated as ephrin type-B receptor 2-like. Gene Ontology annotation, cellular component: neuron projection. The record is from RefSeq and is a predicted model, not a curated record. Bases 255 to 1523 code for a protein of 422 amino acids. NCBI's taxonomy places the organism in Eukaryota, Metazoa, Cnidaria, Hydrozoa, Anthoathecata, Hydractiniidae. Gene Ontology annotation, biological process: axon guidance. Gene Ontology annotation, molecular function: transmembrane-ephrin receptor activity; protein binding. The transcript is spliced from 6 exons.
UCAACAGUGAUGAAGAUGUCUUUUAAUUUCUCUAUAAACUUCAAUGUUUAUUUUUGUCGGUACCUUCGUAAUACAACCAAAACACAUUCACACAGCUCAUAAUGAAGUCGACAAUACUAUUUUGUUAUUAUCAUUUCAAUGUUGGUCAUGAAGAGAAUCGCCACAUCCGCUUCAGAAGUAAACAUUCUUUCGUCUUUGCGUAGUAUCAAGUGGAAAUUGGAUGCCUGGACGAUUUUGCUACCAGUAAUACAAUAAUGUUUUACACGUGUGCGAUUAUAAUUGGCUUAUUACCUGCAUCAAAUGGUAUCCAGGAUGCAAUUCGCGUCACGCAUAAUGUCAUUACGUCGCCAUCGUGGAAGACAAGCGGCAACUGUGCACGAUCUUGGAGUUUUGUUCAUGGUUACUGGCAAACGGAACUUCCUUUUGACGACGCUUAUGAUCAAAAUUGCCUACUUAAAACGGAUUGGUUCAACGCUGAACUUGUAGAUAACAUCUUUAUUCAAGUUACCUCAGUAACGCGUAAAUGUUCUUCAUUUCUGGCUAAAUACCCAAAUUGCGUGGAAAAUGUGUCAGUUUUAAUAAACACAAAAGGAAGAAAGGGUUACAGAGUUUUAUCAAAAAUUCCUAAAGCUGUUGAUUUCGACAACGAUUCUACUCUUUCUACAUUCGUGAGCACGUUAGAACUCGGCUCGAUAACCACUGAUUUUCGACUUGGUUUCACUGCAAAGAGAACUUCACUUAGCAUACAAAAAUUGAAAAUUUUUUAUUAUAAAUGUCCAACCCGUACUAAAGAGCUUACUCAAUUCAAAGCAACCUCGGCCCCAGGCUCUUCUCAAAAUGUCACAACAAUAACGGGCGAGUGCGUAACAAAUGCGCAAAUGGUAGCAGGAACAAUUACUUUAUUCUGUUACCAUAACGGGACUUUUCAAACAAAUGGCGAAUGUGUCUGCAACGCAGGAUAUUUUAGGAAUGGCACAGUUUGUCAAGCGUGUCCAACUGGCGCUUUCAAGCCUCAUCACGGAAACGAAAAUUGCAGACGGUGUGGAAAGAACACUGUGACGGAGCGUGAGGGAAAUACACAAUGCAGUUGUAAAAAAGGACACUUCUUCCUUGGUGCGCAUGAAGUGCAUUGCUAUGCGGCUGGAAAGGUGAGGCGACUCAUUUAUUCAAACUACACCGAUGGCUCUGUCGUGGUGCAUUGGGACCCAGCCUACAGAAGACCGGGCUAUAAACCGACAUAUAUCGUCUCUUUCAACAACGUCAAUUUUCGUACAACACAAAGAGUACUCAGGUUUACUCCCUCUAACGCCACAAGAUCGUUUAAAAUUCAGAUUGUGACCGAAGUCAGUGUGCGCGGGAAAGUUUACCGCAGUGAUCCAUUGUUACAGACCGUUACAGUUCAUAAGUACCGAUAUAAAAACCUAUGUAUGUAUAAAACUAAAAACAAGUUAUUCGGUAAUAAUGGCGGUUGCAGCAGUGCUUGUGAUUCUAGGAAAUUAACAAAGCUGCAGAUACUUUACUGAAGACGUCAUUUAGCAACCUUGUUAGAAAAAUUGAAUGCGUUACGAAAACAAAAAAGGCUUAAUGACGAAGUUGGUUUAGAUAAGGUGUAGAAAAAUAGAGCAUUAUAUUUAAUAAUUAGUUUACUGUAUCAGUAAAAUAAAUAUUUUUUUGUUUUCGUUUUA